Molecule: messenger RNA, 823 nt
Organism: Macaca mulatta (Rhesus monkey)
Lineage: Eukaryota; Metazoa; Chordata; Mammalia; Primates; Cercopithecidae
Gene: SFTPC
Product: surfactant protein C
Biological process (GO): respiratory gaseous exchange by respiratory system
Cellular component (GO): alveolar lamellar body; extracellular region
Source: RefSeq, marked provisional
AGCACUUGCAGCAAGAUGGAUGUGGGCAGCAAAGAGGUCCUGAUGGAGAGCCCGCCGGACUACUCCGCGGCUCCCCGGGGCCGAUUUGGCAUCCCCUGCUGCCCGGUGCACCUGAAACGCCUUCUCAUCGUGGUGGUGGUGGUGGUCCUUGUCGUUGUGGUGAUUGUGGGAGCCCUGCUCAUGGGUCUCCACAUGAGCCAGAAACACACGGAGAUGGUUCUGGAGAUGAGCAUCGGGGCUCCGGAAGCCCAGCAACACCUGGCCCGGAGUGGGCACCUGGGUACCACUGCCACCUUCUCUGUUGGCUCCACUGGCCUCGUGGUGUAUGACUACCAGCGGCUCCUGAUCGCCUACAAGCCAGCCCCUGGCACCUGGUGCUACAUCAUGAAGACAGCUCCGGAGAGCAUCCCCAGUCUUGAGGCGCUCACUAGAAAAGUCCAGAACUUCCAGGCCAAGCCCGCAGUGCCUACCUCUAAGCUGGACCAGGUGGAGGGGCGAGAUGCAGGCUCAGCACCCUCCAGAGGGGACCUGGCCUUCCUGGGCAUGGCCGUGAGCACCCUGUGUGGCGAGGUGCCGCUCUACUACAUCUAGGACUCCUCAAGUGAGCAGGGUCAGUGGAAGCCCCAGGGGGACAGGAAACGCCCUGGGCAAAGGGUCUUUUGCAGCUUUUGCAGACGGGCAAGAAGCUGCUUCUGCCCACAACGCAGGGACAGGCCCCGGAGAAAUUGGAGUUUGGGUAGAGGAUGGGAGCGGGCAGAGGUGGUGCCCAGGGGCCCUGGAACUCCUGCCACAACAGAAUAAAGCAGCCUGAUUGAAAAGCAAA